AUGGCGGGGCCACUGGGCUCCAAAGCGGAAUGGCCACAGCACUGGGAGGAUGUCACGGAGGCCAUGAUGGGCCACGGGCAGGCUACCUGUGUGAACCUGCGGGUCCAGGAGCAGCUGUGGUACCUCGGGGAAGAGAAUCUUGAGCGUCCCUCCACCCCGCCGAAAUGCGGAGACUCCCUGGUCUCCGCCUGGGACCUGCAUCCCCGCCUCUCCAGGCCCGCGGGCCUCCAAGUUCCGCCGGCGCGCCCCCGGCGGGCGCCGCGUCAGCGCAGCGAGCUCCGUCUGGCUUCCCCGCCUCCGGCCUGGAUCGCCCCGUCUGGUGUCCCACUCUCGGUCCUCUUCGCCGCCGCCCUUCCCACCCUGACCUGUCCAAGACCUCAUCCUACCCACUCCGCCCGGCCUCGGACCCCGGCCCCGAGCUGCCAGACUCUGCACACGUUUCGGACCCUGGCCCCAUCCGCGCCGCGCUCCCGGUCCCUGCCGGUCCAGGCGUCCCUCUCGCGCUCCGAUGCCCUCUCUGGAUCCUCACUUCGCGCCCUGUCUGCUCGGAACAGUGUGCAGAGCGCAUACUGUGUCACCAUGCAGGGGAGCAGCAGCUACAAGGAGCUGCAGAGGUGUGGCAUCCAGCCAGAAGUCCAGGCUGGGUCAGGCGGCUCCAAGCGGGAGAGCCGUGGCCUCGGCUCCAUGGGCCUGACCGGGCGGGAGGUCCUGACGCCCUUCCCAGGGCUGGGCACCGCCGCGGCCCCCGCACAGGAUGGGGCCCACCUGAAACAGUGUGACUUGCUGAAGCUGUCCCGGCGGCAGAAGCAGCUGUGCCGGAGGGAGCCUGGCCUGGCCGAGACCCUGCAGGACGCUGCUCACCUCAGCCUGCUCGAGUGCCAGUUCCAGUUCCGCCACGAGCGCUGGAACUGCAGCCUGGAGGGGAGGACGGGCCUGCUCAAGAGAGGUUUCAAGGAGACGGCCUUCCUGUACGCAGUGUCCUCGGCCGCCCUCACCCACACUCUGGCCCGGGCCUGCAGCGCCGGCCGCAUGGAGCGCUGCACCUGUGACGACUCCCCGGGCCUGGAGAGCCGGCAGGCCUGGCAGUGGGGUGUGUGCGGCGACAACCUCAAGUACAGCACCAAGUUCCUGAGCCACUUCCUGGGGCCCAAGCGAGGAAGCAAAGACCUGAGGGCCCGGGCGGAUGCUCACAACACCCACGUGGGCAUCAAGGCAGUGAAGAGUGGCCUCAGGACCACGUGUAAGUGCCACGGCGUGUCGGGCUCCUGCGCCGUGCGCACCUGCUGGAAGCAGCUCUCCCCCUUCCGCGAGACGGGUCAGGCGCUCAAGCUGCGCUAUGACUCAGCCGUCAAGGUGUCCAGUGCCACCAACGAGGCCUUGGGCCGCCUGGAGCUGUGGGCCCCUGCCCGGCCAGGCAGCCCCACCAAGGGCCUGGCCCCGCGGCCUGGGGACCUGGUCUACAUGGAAGACUCGCCCAGUUUCUGCCGGCCCAGCAAGUACUCGCCCGGCACAGCGGGCAGGGUGUGUUCGCGGGAGGCCAGCUGCGGCAGCCUGUGCUGCGGGCGGGGCUACGACACCCAGAGCCGCCUGGUGGCCUUCUCCUGCCACUGCCAGGUGCAGUGGUGCUGCUACGUGGAGUGCCAGCAGUGCGUGCGGGAGGAGCUCGUGUACACCUGCAAGCCCUAGGCCCGCUGCCCCGUGUGCCUGGGGGCGCUGCCAGGACCUGGAGGCGCUCGGCCACCUGGAGGCCCCUUCAGGCAGGGACGCACAGCAGGCGGGCACUCACCGACAUAGCUAGCGCCUGUGCUCAUGCACUCCUCUCUCCGCCUGGCCUCAGCCGCCUUUCCCCCCCUCGACACUCCACAGAGAGAGGCUGGGGUGACCGGCACGGAGGGUCCCUAGCCUUGUUGGAGCAGGAGCGCAGAGUCGGAAAAGAGGUGGGGAGGGAAUAAGGGAGACCAAGAGGAGGCCAGGACUGGGGUUUUUUAGAGGGGGGACAUCCCGCUAUCUCCGUUCCUCGGGUGAGUGGCCUAGAGCCAGCAAGAUGUGGGGAGGUGAGCUUCUGGGCCUGUCAGCUGGCCGCAAAGGCUGGAGCCUGUCAGGGUUGGGUCAGUCCAGGCCUAGGGUUCUGCUCAGGUCACAGUGAGCCCUGGAGGCCAUGCAGCUCCACCACCAGUGGCUUUGCUCUGCUAGAGGUCGGCGGAGAGGCCAAAUGGUAGGGGCUGUUUGUUUGCAGAAAGGGAAGAUUGCUGGGCUUGGUGGACAGAAGUCAGAUACGUGCCCUGGAGCAGCCCUGUGUCCUUGAUUUGGCUUUUAAAAUAUGCACGGAGCCUCAUUCUUGCCUUGAGAGCUCAGUUAUUGACACCCACCCAGCUCUGUUUGGUAAGAGCCCCAGGGGAUGCUGGUGGGGUCGUGCAGUCCCCAGGUGGGGUGCACUUGGCGCACGGAGGCUGCACAGAGGCACAGUGACCCCUCCCCUGUUUUCCGGAUGGGAAAUCUUUAGUCCCAGCCCAGGAGAGGGUGACAGCCUUUGGUUCGAGGUAGGGACGCAGGGAGCUCAGUUUCUCAGCGUCCCCUUAGGCCGGGUUUGGUCGGCGGCCUGUGGCUGCGGUCCACCUGCGCUGUGAGGCCCCAGCACAGCUGGCGUUUGUGACCCAGAAAGUUCUGACUCUGGUUACAUUCCUACUCUUCCAGCUACUCAUCUAAUGAAGGUUUUGCCCUGGAGUUAACAGGCACGGGAACGUCUUUGCUAAGCCUGGCUCCUUGGGGGCCCCACUCGCUUACUGAUGGCCCCCACUUUGGCUCUUACCUGAGGAAUAGGAGUGACUUUGCUAAUUUCCUCUGAUCCUGUGGACGUUUCCAGUGCUACCUGCCAAGGCCUUGUGUGGGAGGAGGAGAGAGUAACUGGUACAUACACACAGGUGCGCGUGCACAGGCACACGCGUGCGCGCGCGCGCGCACACACACACACACACACACACACAUGCAUGCCCCUGGGACCUGCCAGGCUGAGAGUUCCCAUCUAGCAGCACCCAUUGUCUGGUUUAGAACCAGGACCUUGCAGGGGCCACUCUGCUGGAAGCUGAGCGCUUCCCCAAAGCAGGGAAGCAGUGCUAGCCAGGAGGAAGUGACCUCCUCCGGGAAGCCCUUGGCUGCGUUGCUGGCCCUGCCGCACCCUCUGUCAGCUUCCUUUCUCCCUGAACCCAGAGUUGCUGACCCUCUGCUGAACAGAAACUUCAGAAUCAGCCGUAUGCUCAGAAACCACCAGUGAGAGCCCAGGAAGAAGCCCUGGGUGCCCUGGGACCUCCGAGGGCAAGGAGCUUCCCCGGCCUUGGUGGGUCAGGGCAGCUUGUGAGAGAGGCCGGAUGGAUCUCUGGCUGCAGAGGUUCUGAGGAGGAGCCAAAUUUACCUGAGACCCCCUCCCUGGACUGACCUUGCUGGCCCAGGCAGCCGGCCCACCUCUUGCCAAGAAGAGCAGAAAGGAGAGCGGGCUGGUUUUCUAGUUUCUUCCACUCCCUGCACUUCGUGGAGACUGUUUCUUGGCCAGCCCAAUCCGUCUUGUUCCCCUGAGACCCCGACUCUGCCUCCACCUUGCCCCAGCCCUUGGCAUAAGGCACCAGAGGCCUCACCGGCAGGAAGAAGGGGCCUGAUCCAUCAACACACUGUGUGCACCCCAACUCCACGGUCUUGGGGUUGCAGGAGGAUAAAGGCAGGCUCUGAGGGCUCCUCGGCCUGGGGAGGGGUCCUCCCUGUCUAGCCCCGCCUUCUCUUUUCUUGCUCCACCCCCUUUCUUUUCCGGGUGCCCUCAAAGGUCCACCUCAGCCCUGCGGGGGCCCCUCAUUCUAGAGCUUUAAGGGAAAUGCUCACAGGGUAUUUUUUUGGUCUACCUCACACAUGUAGUUUUUAGGGCAAAAGAGAAUAAUUUAUAUAGCUAAGAUAUAUGAGAAAAUAUUUAUGUAUAAUAUUUAUAUAGUUUCUAUAUUUCAUGGGCGGCACCUGUGGGGGUUGUGUGUUCUGUCAGAAGCCGUCCUGUCGGGGGAGACACCGCUUGGCUGGACCGGGGCCGCCCCUGAACUGUUCCCCAGGGGGCUGGGGUGUCUCAUCGGCUUCUGAAAGGAGCCUGUCUUGGCGCUAGUGAGAACGCAUCCCUUCGGGGUGUGAGCCCUGGUGGCCUUGAUCCGGCUCGUCCUUGUGAAGGUUUUGUAAAUUCUGUUCUUCCGGGUCCCAGGCCCCUCUUCUGCUCUGGAGAAACUGUCUUGCUCAUAAUAAUGAGGACGAGAAAGAUGCCCACACUUUGCAUUUGUAAAGCACUUUUGGUCUUCAGAAACACUCCUGUCCCCUUAAUCCCACUUGAUUCCCCCACUCUGCCCCCCCCCCCCGUUAGCCCUGAACUGUGUGUGCGGUGGGGGGCUCAUUACUGUGCUGGGUUUACAGAUGCGGCCCAGAGACGGAGGACUGUGCCCUCCCCACACUAAGAAGGUCUUGUUUGAUGGCUAUUUACUGAAACUGUGUGGGCCAGGCGCUGCGGGAGCUGACCUGCCCUGAGCCUAGGAGCCCCAAAGUCUGGCUACACACUGAGCCCCAGAGCCCAAGGAAGUGGCUGCUUCUCCAGCUGUGUGUGACCCCGGCCUUUCGGAUCUGGACAGCACAUCAGCAUCUCUCCAAACGGAGUCCUGUGUCUCAGCCUGGGGCUGCCUGAGAGGCCUGGAGAGAAAGGACCGCGUGGAAGCCACUCCUGGGGCUGCUUGAGAGGACUGGGCGACAACACGGGGCCCCUCCCAGCCCACAGAUGGGUUUCAUUUGCUCUCAUCUGUGGUUUUCUCUUAAAAAUGAGUUGUUUUCCAUUGGAUUUCUGGCUUGCCUUGUGAAAUCAGUUUUGUUGGCCAACGGGGCCUGCAUUGUCACCUGGCCACAGUCAGGGCUACAGGGAGGGAGCCCUAUUAGGCCGCAUGGGGGGGUCCCCAGUUUGCUAUGUACCCCCACUCCAGUCCACCUCCCUCAUGGAUGUCCCCGCCUGGCUCUCGUGGGCACAUUGUGUCCCUCUCCCUGUCCAGAUAAGCCCAGUGUCCCUGUGUCCUUCAUUGCCUGGCAGACAGGCCCAUAGGAAGACCCAUGCCAGCCCCAAAGAUUAUUUUUUAUUUCCCAGAGUUUCCUCUCUCAUCCAUGAACUUCAAGUGCUUUUUGUCUCAGCCCGUUUUGGAAUUUCAAUGGGAGCUAUCGUAUAUUAAGCACUGUAUGUCCAUCCAUUCAAUCCAAGAUUACACAGGGAGCCCCGACUGAGCGCCAGGCACCUCUCUGGAUACUGGGGUGUAGCAGCAAGCAAAACCAAGUCCCUGCCUCGUGGGGCUGAUACUCUAGUGGGGGAGAGAGACAAUAAACCAGUAAACUCCAUGUCAGAUGUUUGUACCCACUUUGUCUUGAUUUAUUACAAUAAUGCUGCGUAUUGGACACAACCAAUGAAGGCUCUCGAAUGCCAUUAGGAAGCAGGGGUGUCAGGAUUUGAGCACAGAUCUGCUGGCCUUCAAAGAGUGGCUCAUUCCCUCUCUGGACUGCUGCCUCCCCUCAGAUACAGGUAGGGCGGGAAUGGAUCACCCCCUUUUAUGGAUUCUGGGUAAACUGAGGCCUGGAGGAAGGAAGUAACCCAGCCAAGGUUA
This is a messenger RNA of Ailuropoda melanoleuca (giant panda), 5654 nucleotides long. It is a transcript of the gene WNT9B, whose product is annotated as Wnt family member 9B. Lineage: Eukaryota; Metazoa; Chordata; Mammalia; Carnivora; Ursidae. Gene Ontology annotation, molecular function: cytokine activity; frizzled binding. Gene Ontology annotation, biological process: canonical Wnt signaling pathway; neuron differentiation; cell fate commitment. Gene Ontology annotation, cellular component: extracellular region. The coding region runs from base 1 to 1686 and encodes 561 amino acids. The record is from RefSeq and is a predicted model, not a curated record. The transcript is spliced from 9 exons.